CAUUUUGCGAAGCAUUGAACAGACACUACAGAGGUAUCAGAAGCAAUACGAUGGAUAGACGUAUCAGGCUGUUUUAUUUGCUUUUCGUACUUUAUAUUGUAAAAGCUCAAACUGAUUAUUGCAAAUUAAAUUGUGGUAGUACUUUACAUACAGUGUGCGAAAGAAAAAAUGUGAGCUGCGGAGCUGGAACCGACUGCAAAAAUUUCAAACAACUAUCAUUGAGUGAUCAAGACAGACGACUGGUGAUAGAUGUUCACAACGAAUUGAGAAAUAGAGUGGCCACAGGAAAGGAAACGAGAGGACCUCAACCUCAAGCCUCAAAUAUGAAAGCUCUGAGUUAUAGCAAGGAACUGGAAUAUAUAGCUCAAUGCCAUACAAACUCCUGCAAGUGGGGCCACGACUCAUGUAGAAAAACUCCUGAAUGGGGAUGGGUCGGACAAAACCUUUUCUCAAAAUCUUUCAAAGGAGCUUCUAUAACUACACAAGAUAUGCUAAAUUCGUCGAUCUAUGGUUGGUAUAACGAAGUUAAGGACUUCGAUCCAUCGUGGGUUUCUUCAUUUGAUACGCAUGGGAAAGAUGUUGGCCAUUAUACCCAAGAAGUGUGGGCUGAAACACAAUAUGUGGGUUGUGGACUCACUUUCUAUGUAAAUUCCGAUGGUUGGGAUGUCUAUUAUCUAGGUUGUAACUACGGAGGAGGCGGUAACAUUGGCACAUUACCAGUAUACGAGCAAGGAACUCCAGCUUCAAAAUGUGGCAACUUGGGCAAAAAUUCGAAAUAUCCCGGACUUUGUGGACCUGACAAUGUUUAGAAGGAGCUAAUUGUUUUUAUAAGUUAGUAGCUAUUAAUAUAAAACAAAUAUUUA
Diabrotica virgifera virgifera (western corn rootworm) is the source of this 863-nucleotide messenger RNA. RefSeq names its product venom allergen 3. NCBI's taxonomy places the organism in Eukaryota, Metazoa, Arthropoda, Insecta, Coleoptera, Chrysomelidae. The transcript is spliced from 5 exons. The record is from RefSeq and is a predicted model, not a curated record. The coding region runs from base 51 to 809 and encodes 252 amino acids.